Didymodactylos carnosus is the source of this 201-nucleotide messenger RNA. Lineage: Eukaryota; Metazoa; Rotifera; Eurotatoria; Philodinida; Philodinidae. The record is from the annotation of a GenBank genome assembly.
AUGUCGAUCAUUGCAGGAGCAGCAGCAGCCCCAGUCGCUGGUCAAGUAGCAGAAGCUGCAGUCGGCAAACCACAAGGUUUACCAAUUGCAUCAUUACCAGAACAAGUGGAUGUUGGAGCAACAAUCAAAGAAGGAGCUGCACGAAUCGGACAAGCAUUACAAGGAAAUAUCGGUGAAGCAAUCAAACUACCGGGUUCAUGA